UGUCCCACUGUUUCCUGGACCGCAACAGUUUCCACUCUGUGUUUGGAACCUGGAGAGGCCGUUCCAUUUAUUUGGAGAGCUGCUUCAUUCUUCCCUUCCUGGCUUCAGAAACUAUAACAUCACCAUGAAGCUGCUGACUCUGUGUGCACUUCUCUGUGCAAUGAUGGCUGUAACCACUGCUGGUGCCAAGAGUCACCUGGUCAAGAGGUGCGUUUUUUGUCCUGAUGGUUGGAAUCAACCCCGAUGUCCUUACGGUUGGACUCAAGUUGGUUUUCGCUGCUUUUUCUACAAUCAAACACCCAUGAGUUGGGAUUCUGCUAAGAGACACUGCUGGGACUUGGGGGCAAACCUUGCAUCAGUGCACACUUACUGGGAGCACCAAAGGAUCAUUCAGCUGUUUGGCAACAUGCGAGUUUGGAUUGGAGGCAGCAAAGGACUCAAGGGUACUUGGUUUUGGAGUGAUGGGACCAGUUUCUCCUUUUCACAUUGGUGCUGGGGAGAGCCCAGUAAUGCUUACUAUGAGAAGUGUCUGCUGAUGAGUUCUCGAGAUUCAAAUUGCUGGCUUGAUGCAUGGUGUGGAUAUCAUCUGCCAUCUCUCUGUGCCAAGAAUAUCAUCUAAUGGCAGCAUUGGACUGACACUCAAGCACAAAACUCCCAUAAAGCACAUACUGAUGUAUGAUGGUGUUUGCUCUUUUUUGCGGCAUUAAAGCUUCAAGCAAA
Messenger RNA from Oreochromis niloticus (Nile tilapia), 720 nucleotides. Its product is annotated as type-2 ice-structuring protein. The transcript is spliced from 6 exons. The coding region runs from base 125 to 619 and encodes 164 amino acids. The record is from RefSeq and is a predicted model, not a curated record. Lineage: Eukaryota; Metazoa; Chordata; Actinopteri; Cichliformes; Cichlidae.